Messenger RNA from Synchiropus splendidus (mandarinfish), 440 nucleotides. Its product is annotated as dynein axonemal heavy chain 2-like. Gene Ontology annotation, biological process: microtubule-based movement. NCBI's taxonomy places the organism in Eukaryota, Metazoa, Chordata, Actinopteri, Syngnathiformes, Callionymidae. Gene Ontology annotation, cellular component: dynein complex. The record is from RefSeq and is a predicted model, not a curated record. Gene Ontology annotation, molecular function: dynein intermediate chain binding; dynein light intermediate chain binding; minus-end-directed microtubule motor activity. Bases 1 to 414 code for a protein of 137 amino acids. The transcript has 4 exons.
AUGGCGCAGCUGGCCCGCUGGGCCCAGACCAGCAGGCCGCCCGCGCUCCUCUGGUUGUCCGGCUUCACCUCCCCGAAGGCGCUGCUGACCGCCGUGCUGCAGUCGUACGCUCGACAACACCAGCAGAAGCCCGUGGACUCGCUCUCCUGGGAGUUCACCGUGUCCACCGUGGACGACAGCCACCUGCUCCACCCGCCGCAGGACGGCGUGCUGGUGCGCGGGCUCUUCCUGCAGGGGGCAGCGUGGGACAGGAAGAACUCCUGUCUGGUGGAGGCCCAGCCCAUGCAGAUGUUCUGCCCGAUGCCCAGCGUCCACUUCAAACCCUCGGACAACCGCAAGAAGACCCCCAGGAGUGAGUCGGAGCUCCAGACGCUGCAGCCGGGCGCCGUCCUCCGCUGCUUUUCUCAUCUCUGACUCUGUUGCCGAGUUUCUUCGUCCAG